Seminavis robusta is the source of this 1468-nucleotide messenger RNA. The record is from the annotation of a GenBank genome assembly. NCBI's taxonomy places the organism in Eukaryota, Bacillariophyta, Bacillariophyceae, Naviculales, Naviculaceae.
CUAGCUGGCUAUCGCAGGAGGUGAUGGGCAGAGAGAGGUUCUUGGAGUGGGCAGCAUUGAUUUUGAAAGAAUUAGAAGCAAGUCUUGCAAUAAUUCUGAUUGUGGGAGUAAUGCUGGUUAAACUCUGAGAACUUGCUGGUACUUUGGGACUUAACUCAAAUAGAGAACGUAUGCACCUUGUACUCUGAGUAAGCCUUUCUCUUCGUGGAACUUUGAAAGUGUCCGAACCAAAUAAGAUGCCCCCGAACAGCUUCUUGAACCCAACAGUUGAACAGAUUUUACUGUGCGCCAUGGCAGACUUCAGAGGCCAGCAUUGUUAGGUCAACAAGGAAACAAAUGAGACGCUGCUGGACGGAAUUCAUGGGAUCCCCAUCUAGCCCCGCUGCACUUUUCCCCCUUGGCUUCUUCCACUUCCCCAGCAAACACCAGCACAAACUCAAGCGAAAACCGUCACAUAAACCAACCUCAGCGGACCGACAAGACACUGCCAAUGAUGAAGGAGUUCAACUCUAGCAGCCUACAUCUGCUUGAUUCUAUUGCCAAUGGCAUCCAAUUCUUGCAAAGGGGCAAUGCUUCCUCUGCCAUAUCCGAGUUCAAGGCAGCUCUGAUGAGCUUGAAGAGACAGAUUGAUCAAACUCGACAAUCCUCUGAGAUACAGAAUAAAAAAGACCAAGAACAAGAUUUGUUGGGUGAAUGGACUGAUCAUGGAGGAUUCUCGAUCCAGAGCCUUUCAAUUGCACACAAAACAUGGCUCAAGGAAGAAUGUGGACUUUUCCUUCUGUUCCCCAAGGUGUUUCGAAUAUGCAAGACACAAGGGUCUAUGAAUGCGUUGGAGUGCCGUUCAUGUUUGAUAGUGCUGCUCUACAAUCUGGGGCUUGCAUAUGAUCUUCAAGCCAAAUCAGGUCCAGUGGGAGCCACAUACAAAUGCAUGGAACGGGCCAUUUUCUUUUAUCAGGCAGCUCUGGAGGCUGCUGUGUCCACAGACCAUGCCAGAAGUGUUGCUGUAUUGGCAAACAUGAAGCUGGUCCUACUGGCUACCAUCAAUAACUUGGCCCGUCUUGAGUCCCUGCAACUCUGUUCAGAAGGGUUGAAUACGUGCCUUGACUGGGCUGGAGACCUUUUGUGCUCUACCACAAAUGUGCCCCUGGAAGAGGAUGUUGAUGAGGACUAUCAGUUCCUGCUGCAGAGCCUGGGCCCUUCUUUGCAGUUGGAUGCAUUUGUGCUGCCAGCUGCGCCGGCAGCAUAGCUGUAGGUUACUUUGAAGACACCAGUUCUGAUUCUUGAUACCAUACUAGAAUUAUUGCAUUCCACUUCGCGACAAAUUGUAAUUGCCCGUCUCAAAGCAUGCCAUGCAAGAACAUGCAAAGAUAGUUUGCUGACAUUUUGCCGCAGUACCAGUACGCUGGUUCGUUGGGCACUCUUUGUACCGGGUAGCUAGCUAGCUGGCCAGCCAUCAAACUAGCAAUAG